Molecule: messenger RNA, 603 nt
Organism: Phytophthora nicotianae INRA-310
Lineage: Eukaryota; Oomycota; Peronosporomycetes; Peronosporales; Peronosporaceae
Exons: 4
Coding region: 1-603 (200 amino acids)
Source: RefSeq, a predicted model, not a curated record
AUGUUCGUUGUUGGAGACAACUGUGCAGUCAACAAGCGCUUGGCCCAUCUCAUGGGUGUUCCGCUUGUUGGCUGCGCCAGCCACCGCCUGAAUUUGGCGGUGCGACGGUUUCUGAAGCCGGGGUCAACAUUCGCGAUGCUGGAUCGCUACCUGGCUCUUCGUGAGUAUAUAAGUGCGGAUGACGACGAGCUGGCGGAGGUGAUGCCGUCACCGGCAGCCAACCGCAGAUUAAAAGCGCUCCUGGUCGAGAUGGCAGAUGUCGAGUCAAUUUCGAAGAAAUUACAGUCGAUAGACCUCAACCUGCUCGACGAUCGUGACCUUCUCAACGGACUGCUCGAGAUCAAGCCGUCUUUGAGCCACUACCUCGCACCGAACUCGGAUAUUGUUCACUCCCCCGAUUUCGAGUUGGGGAAACCCAAACCGUACGGCUUCUACGUGAUUUUGACUACCAAGGAAGGAGAACUGGUGCAUGUGAAGCACGUGGCGUGGAAGCACAAGGUCAAAGUCUCGCUCUCUAUGCCAAAGACCAGCGUGGACUACGAGUUGCACGUUUUGUCAGAUGCGAUUGCCGGGAUCGACAGCUCACACGUCACUCCAGCUUAA